ACAAUUUUUUUAAUGCUAUAUUUGUAUUACAUAAAUAUAAAACUUGAUCAAUGAAGAUUCGAAACAGCCCUACUUUUCAUGGGGGUGGUGGUUACAGUGGCUUAAGAGCUCGUAACUUAACAUUCAAGAAAGUUGUGAAGCAAGUGAUGAGAGAUCAGUCCUAUAAUCAAUUCAUGAUUCGGAUGGAGAACAUGAUAAGAAGAAUUGUCGGAGAGGAGACACAUCGUGUUUUUCAAACUUUUUACUCUUCAUCACGUGUCUCAAUGGAGCGAUCGCAUUCAGAAACGCCAUCAUCGCGUCCACGAUUGAAGCUGCGAUUCAUAAACUCGCCGCCGUCAUCGAUAUUCACGGGGUCCAAGAUCGAAGCCGAGGGCGGUUCUCCGCUGAUGAUCGAGCUCGUGGACGCCACCACAAACACUCGAGUUAGUUCGGGACCGUUCUCGUCUUCUCGGGUAGUGCUCGUGCCACUGAACGCUGAUUUCACGGAAGAAAGCUGGAACGUGGAGGGAUUUAAGCGGAAUAUUCUCAAGCAACGUGAAGGGAAACGUCCGUUGCUCACUGGAGAUCUAACGUUGACGCUUAAAAACGGUGUUGGAGUUAUCGCCGGAGAUAUCGCUUUCUCGGAUAAUUCGAGCUGGACUAGAAGUCGGAAGUUCCGGUUAGGUGCUAAGUUGACCGGAGAUGGAGCCGUGGAGGCGAGAAGUGAAGCCUUUGGAUGUUUAGACCAACGAGGAGAAUCUUAUAGAAAACAUCAUCCUCCGUACCCCAAUGAUGACGUUUGGAGACUAGAGAAAAUCGCGAAAGAUGGCGUUUCGGCGAAACGUUUGGCUGAACACGAGAUUUAUACCGUCAAGGAGUUUCGCCGUUUGUAUACUGUAAAUCCAAAUGAGCUACACAACAUAAUUGGUGUAGGGAUCUCAAAGAAAACAUGGAAGACAAUUGUAUCACACGCCAUGGAUUGCGUUUUGGACGAAACAGAGUGUUACAUUUACAAUGCAAACACUCAGGGCGUAACUCUUCUCUUCAACUCUGUUUAUGAGUUAUUAAAAGUAUCAUUCAAUGGCGUCGAUAUCCAAAACCUCGAUCAGCCAAUUCUAAACCAAUUAAAGUUUGAAGCUUAUCAAAACCUUAACCGCUUUACAGCGGUUAACGAUGGGACCUUUAUGGGUCAUCCGCAAAGGUCUUUACAGUGCCCGCAAGAUCCUGGAUUUGGCAUAACAUGUCCGGGAUCGCAGAACAUUGACUUUCAAGGAAAUUUGGAUCCAUCAAGCUCUUCGAUGGCUCUUGGCCACGCAGCUGCAAGCUCAAGGGUUCACCCUGAUGUGUUGAUGAGUUUCGAUAACUCACCAACCGCGACUUUUCAUAUCAACAAAAAGUUCUUACCGACUUUCGGAAACAGCUUCAAAGUAAGUGAUUUCGAUCCAGUAUCCGGAAUAUCACAAACUGUAGUGACAAGAGGUUGUAUCGAGAAUGAGGAGGAUGAGAACGCUUUAGCUUAUCAUCAACAUUAUGACAUGACCACAAACUGGUCACCUGGUACGCACCAAGCCGUUGAAACGAUGUGUCUUACCGUGUCUGGAACGGAAGAAACUGGUAUGUUCGAUGUUCAUCUUACAAACGUUAAUUUGGGAUCUCCGAGAGCAAGGUGGUGUAAGAUUAAGGCAGCUUUCAAGGUCAAGGCAGCUUUUAAGGAAGUCCGGAGACACACAACUGCCAGAAACCCGAGGGAAGGCUUGUAAGAAUUCUUGCCUACCGUAUUAAAAUCAGGGGUUUCUU
Molecule: messenger RNA, 1776 nt
Organism: Arabidopsis arenosa
Lineage: Eukaryota; Viridiplantae; Streptophyta; Magnoliopsida; Brassicales; Brassicaceae
Source: the annotation of a GenBank genome assembly